Salvia splendens (bonfire salvia) is the source of this 4012-nucleotide messenger RNA. Its product is annotated as probable LRR receptor-like serine/threonine-protein kinase At3g47570. The record is from RefSeq and is a predicted model, not a curated record. Gene Ontology annotation, biological process: protein phosphorylation. The coding region runs from base 210 to 3791 and encodes 1193 amino acids. The transcript is spliced from 5 exons. Lineage: Eukaryota; Viridiplantae; Streptophyta; Magnoliopsida; Lamiales; Lamiaceae. Gene Ontology annotation, molecular function: receptor serine/threonine kinase binding; protein kinase activity; ATP binding.
AUCACCAAAUUAAUGGGGAAUUUCACCUUUUCCAUUGUUGUUUCAAUCUUGUUAUUACAUAGCUUUGCCUUCUCCUUGAAUUCUAUCACCACUGAUAAGCAUGCAAUUAAAAUAAUGGAGAAUUUGAAUUUAGCGACCCUAUCAGAUUCCAUGAAACCUAUAAAUAAGUCAGCCUAUCAAAAGAAACGAAGCAGCGAAGAAGCAAACUAAUGGAGAAUUUGAAUUUUUCCUUUGCUCUUUCGAUCAUUUUCUUAAGUAGCUUUGCCCUCUCCUUGAAUUCUAUCACCACUGAUAAGCAUGCACUUAUUUCCUUCAAAAACUCCAUCACUUCCGACCCUUAUGCUAUCUUGAGCAUCAAUUGGUCGCAAAAUACAUCAGUCUGUAAUUGGAUUGGUGUGUCGUGCGGCCGCAAACACGGCCGUGUCACAGCUCUUAAUCUCUCUGGCUACGGCCUUGUUGGAACUCUUGCUCCACAUCUCGGAAACCUUACGUUUCUCAGAUAUUUCGACAUCAACUCCAACAAUUUCAGUGGCUUCUUACCCUUUGAGCUCUCUAAACUGCGUCGCUUGAAGGUGAUGAAUGUGGGAGCAAAUUCAUUCACCGGAAAAAUACCCACAUGGUUGGGCAGUUUACCUCAACUGGAGGAACUCUAUUUGCACAAGAAUACUUUCUUAGGUACAAUUCCUUCAUCUUUGUAUAACAAUACCAAGAACCAGAAGUUACAAAUAUUAAACUUAAACUAUAACCAGUUGAAUGGGUCCAUACCAUAUGCUAUUUUCAAUGUGUCUUCCCUUACAGAAAUUAGAAUUAGAAAUAAUAGCCUAUCUGGUUGGCUACCGAGUGAUAUGUGCGAUAAUCUCCCAAAUAUUGAAGCACUUGAUAUUUCGGCCAACCAACUUUCCGGAGAAAUUCCACCCAACAUAGGGAAAUGCAGACACCUUCAGCAGCUGGUAUUAUCCAUCAAUCAUUUGAAUGGAAAAAUCCCAAGUGAAAUUGGAAGUUUGAGUAGGCUUAAAGAGCUAUACUUGGGCUUUAACGAUUUCAGAGGAAAAAUCCCUGAAGAAAUAGGGAAUCUUUCACAGUUAGAGAUGUUACGUAUCCCAACUUCCUCUCUGACCGGAAAUAUUCCCUCUUCACUGUUCAACAUAUCUUCCUUGAAAUACGUGUAUCUCUAUAACAACAGUUUGUCUGGAAAUAUCCCAAGUAAUAUGUGCGACCGUCUUCCAAAUAUUGAAGUACUUAAUCUUUGGGCCAAUCAACUUUCUGGAGAAAUUCCACCAAACAUAUGGAAAUGCACACAUCUUCAGGACUUGGAAUUAUCUGUUAAUCAUUUCAAUGGAAAAAUCCCAAGUGAAAUUGGAAGUUUGAGUAUGCUUAGAGAGUUGUACCUGAGCAUGAACGAUUUUAGAGGAGGAAUUCCAGCCGAAAUAGGGAAACUUACACGACUAGAGGUAUUAAACAUUGCAAACGCCUCUUUAACUGGAAAUAUCCCAACAUCCAUAUUCAACAUGUCUUCUUUGACACACGUGAACUUGGACUACAACAGCUUAUCUGGUACUCUUCCUUCAAGUAUGGGGAUUUCACUUCUCAAUCUUGAAAUACUUUAUUUGUAUUCUAACAGACUCAAUGGUCCAAUUCCAAGCACAAUCAACAAUGCUUCUAAACUUGUGGAUGUUGACAUGGGAAACAACUCCUUCAUUGGCUCCAUACCAGACCUUGGUAAUUUGAAACAGCUUCAGAUGCUAUAUCUCGAUCACAAUCAUUUGGGCGGAGAGGAAUCUUCAACUCAGGAGUUGACAUUUCUCUCUUCUUUUACUAAAUGUCGAAAUUUGAAGUACUUGGCUGUAUCAGACAAUUCACUGAAUGGUACCCUACCUGCUUCUAUUGGGAACUUUUCCUCUUCUCUUCAAAGUAUUUGGCUACAAAACAGCCACAUCGUGGGUAUCAUUCCUUCUGAAAUUGGAAAUUUAAGUAGUUUGUUGUCUAUACAUUUGGGAGGUAAUCAGCUGCGUGGACCCAUUCCACCUUUUAUUGGGAAUAUGAAGAAACUCCAAAGAUUAUAUCUUUACGGGAAUAAGUUGGAAGGGUCUAUCCCUAACGACGUUUGCCGAUUGAAUAAUUUGGGAGAGUUGAUCCUUUAUAGAAACAUGCUUGUGGGUUCAAUACCAAAGUGUUUAGGUGAAGUUCAAUCCUUGAGAGAGAUCUACUUAGACUACAACCAGUUGAAUUCCACCAUCCCUCCCAACUUCUGGAAUCUUACCGACCUCGUGAAAUUGAGUUUGUCCUCAAAUCAUUUGAUUGGUCAAUUGUCAUCUCAACUUGGAAAUUUGAAGUCAAUCUCCUGUCUAGACUUAUCCUUUAAUCAAUUUUCAGGUAAUAUCCCCAGCUCAAUUGGUGGUUGCCAGUUAUUAGAAUGUCUCUACUUAUCGAAUAAUUUGUUGGACGGAUCUAUUCCCCAAUCCUUAGCAAAUGUUAGAAAUUUGAAAGCAUUGGAUUUAUCUUACAAUAACCUUUCUGGAUCUAUACCCAAGUCAUUAGAAGACCUUCGUUUUCUUGUGCAUUUCAACGCUUCCAACAACAAAUUGGUCGGGGAAAUUCCAGACAAGGGUUGUUUUGGUAACUUGAGUGAUCAAUCUUUUUCCAACAACCUUGCCCUUUGUGGUCCAAUAAGAUUUAAAGUUCCACCAUGCACAAAAAAUCAUCAUAGAUCAAAAAGCUUGAUGAAAUUUAUAGUGCCUUCUGUGAUUUUAGCUGUGACUAUGGUGAUUGUCAUCCUUGUGUUUAUAAAUAAAUUUAAACCGAGGAAAUCAACACUACUUCCCACUGCUAUUUUACCGGUGACGGAAUAUAGAAGAGUUUCUUACAUAGAACUAGAGCGGGGAACCAGUGGUUUUAGUGAGAGCAACCUUCUUGGAAAAGGAAGUUUUGGUUCGGUAUUUGAAGCAACACUUUCUAAUGGGUUGAAAGUUGCAGUAAAAGUUUUUAACUUGCAACUACAAGGAGCAGAAAGGAGCUUCUAUACUGAAACUGAGAUACUUGGGAGCAUUCGACACAGAAACACAGUUCGAGUUAUUGGAUGUUGCAGUAGCCCAGAGUUUAAAGCUUUGGUGCUCACAUAUAUGCCGAAUGGGAGCUUGGAUAAAUGGUUAUAUUCCAGCAUGCAUUGUCUAGAUCUUAUCCAGAGACUGAAGAUAGCAAUAGAUGUUGCAGCAGCCUUGGAAUAUCUUCACCAUGGCCAUACAUGCCCAGUUGUCCAUCGUGAUGUAAAGCCAAGCAAUGUUUUGCUCGAUGAAGACAUGGUCGCUCAUCUUGGUGAUUUUGGUAUUGGCAAACUUUUUGACGAUGGAGAAGUUGUCGUUCAAACACAAACAUUGGCGACUAUCGGCUAUGCUGCACCAGAGUUGGGAAUGGAAGGGAAAGUGUCCACACAUGGAGAUGUGUAUAGUUUCGGGAUAAUGUUGCUCGAGAUGUUUACAGGGAAGAAGCCAACAGAUGAUAUGUUUGAUGGGGAAAUGAGGUUGAAAGAGUGGGUAAGUGAAUCAUUACAAGAAAACUCAGUUCCUAUUGCACCCGUUUUCCUAUCUAGCGAAGAUCGGGAUUUAUGUGCAAAGGAGCAAUGCGUGUUGUCAAUUUUUGAGUUGGCAAUGAAAUGUUUAGCCAAUACACCUCAUGAGAGAAUCAACAUGAUUGAAGCAGCGAACACUCUCCAAAGGAUCUAUGCAACAAGGGUAACAAAAAGGCGUCGUCCACGAUAUGCAUUUUCUGUUGGUAGUCGCAGUAAUGGGUUAUGAUGAUUGUGGCAGAGAAUUUUACUGUAUACUGACUAUGUUGACAGUUCAUGUGGCAUGUACUACCUCCGUCCCAAUUAAGUUGAUACAAAACUUUUGAGCACGGAGAUUAAUAAAUUAUAUUGAAACGUCGGAGAAAUAAAGAGAGAGUAAAGUAGGUAAUGAAAUAAAGUAAGAUUGAUUGAAUUUUAGUAAUAUUUUGAAAUGGAGUUCAUUUUCAUCUA